Molecule: messenger RNA, 1078 nt
Organism: Dacryopinax primogenitus
Lineage: Eukaryota; Fungi; Basidiomycota; Dacrymycetes; Dacrymycetales; Dacrymycetaceae
Product: PEBP-like protein
Exons: 3
Coding region: 77-934 (285 amino acids)
Source: RefSeq, a predicted model, not a curated record
CGCCUUCAUCUGUCUAGUCUACUUUUACUCUCUUGCUGUUCGAAAGUCGUUCGUUCAUUCGACACCUCUUGCAAUCAUGUUCUUCUCCCUCGCUUCUCUUGCUGUUCUCCUGCCGGCCGUCCUGGGCCAGAUCGUCGACGUACCUCUGGAAAUCGAGUCUAUCGAGGCGCUCUUCACAAGCGCCCAGCUCGUUCCUGAGCUGCUCCCUACAUUUACACCUACUUGGGGCCUACACUUCUCUUUUGACAACAGCACCGACAACAGCGCUGGACAGUCUCUGACCGUUGCUCAGGUCGCAACCCCUCCCACUCUCCAUCUCUACACUACGAACACCACAACCGCGUCACCCUUUUACACGCUCAUGAUGGUUGAUGCCGACGUGAUUGGGACGGACGAGUCUGUAGGACAGACGCGUCACUGGCUUGUGAACGACGUUUCUGUGUCUGGCACCGGCGAAACGCUCGCCGUCAACAUUGCUAAUGCUACGGCUAUCACGGAUUAUGCUGGUCCUUUCCCUGCCGCAGGCAGCGGACCUCACCGCUACUGUCUAUUCCUUUACGCGCAGCCCUCGACCUUCCAGGCGCCCAGCGACCUCAGCACCCCCGGUACCCCGCUUGCCAACAACUGGGAUUUCGCAGGCUACGUGAACUCGACCGGCCUCGGCCCCCUCGUAGCAGGCACGUUCUACAUCGUGGAGCAAGGCACCGCGACCGCAUCCAUCCCCGCUAUCCCGACUGUCGUCUCCUCCACCCUCUCCCUCGCUAAGGCGAGCGCAGCUAGCGCGGCCGGCAUGGGCACCCAGACGGGCUCUGCUGCUUCCCCCUCUGGAUCCUCGGGCUCUGGUUCGGGAAGCCACAGCGGCGCGAUGAGCAACGCUGUUAGCGCUGUUGGCGUCAUGGCGGUCGCUGGCCUGCUCGGGGCGAUGCUUUUGUAAAAAGCUCGGAAUGUGGAUGGUGCAUAUGGACUGUCAGAUUGAAUGGACUAUGGUUUUGAGCCCAAUGACUGCUGUAUACCUGCUACACUAGCAUUUACUUUCCUGUAAACGUCAAUCGUUUGCAAUGCACAUGUUUCGGAAUGA